Molecule: messenger RNA, 1928 nt
Organism: Brienomyrus brachyistius
Lineage: Eukaryota; Metazoa; Chordata; Actinopteri; Osteoglossiformes; Mormyridae
Product: asc-type amino acid transporter 1-like
Exons: 11
Coding region: 16-1647 (543 amino acids)
Biological process (GO): D-serine transmembrane transport; amino acid transmembrane transport; D-alanine transmembrane transport
Cellular component (GO): membrane
Molecular function (GO): neutral L-amino acid transmembrane transporter activity; L-amino acid transmembrane transporter activity
Source: RefSeq, a predicted model, not a curated record
GACCAAGCGCUGCGCAUGCGCGUCCCUUUCACCCUACAUCCAUUCAAUUCGGGGUCCGUGAUCGGGAAUUCCUGGAUGGUUACAGACAUGGAUGGAGGUACUAGGAUCAGGACUAACUGCGCAAAACUGGAGCCAGAGGCACAUCAAAUGAUGCUGAAAAAUGGGAAUAACAGACAUAGCCAUGUUCCGGAGAGAGUGACACUUAAAAAGGAAAUCGGAUUACUCAGCGCGUGCGCUAUUAUAAUUGGUAACAUCAUCGGCUCUGGCAUCUUUAUCUCUCCAAAAGGGGUCCUGGAACAUGCCGGGUCUGUGGGACUGGCGCUCCUGGUGUGGAUGGCUGGCGGGGGCAUCUCUGCCCUGGGCUCCCUCUGCUACGCCGAGCUGGGAGUCACUAUUCCCAAGUCAGGUGGAGACUAUUCCUAUGUCACAGAGAUAUUCGGAGGCUUGGUGGGGUUCCUCCUGCUGUGGAGUGCAGUCCUCAUCAUGUACCCCACCACACUGGCGGUCAUUGCCCUCACCUUCUCCAACUACGUCCUGCAGCCUGUGUUUCCCAACUGCAUGCCGCCGUACAUGGCAACCCGCAUGCUGUCCACGGCCUGCCUGUUGCUUCUGACCUGGGUGAACUGCUCCAGUGUUCGCUGGGCCACCAGGAUCCAGGAUGUCUUCACUGUGGGGAAGCUGCUGGCGCUGGGACUGAUCAUUGUGGUGGGACUGGUGCAGAUACUCCAAGGUCACUACGAGGGACUGCGACCACAGGUGGCAUUCGAGUUCUCCAGGACACCGUCAGUGGGCCAGGUGGCGCUGGCCUUCCUGCAGGCCUCCUUCGCCUUCAGUGGCUGGAACUUCCUGAACUAUGUAACCGAGGAAGUGGUGGAUCCACGCCGGAAUCUCCCUCGUGCCAUUUACAUCUCCAUUCCACUGGUGACCUUUGUAUACACCCUCACCAACAUCGCCUACUUCUCCUCCAUGUCCCCAGAAGAGCUACUGGCCUCUAACGCUGUGGCUGUGACCUUCGGAGAGAAGCUCCUGGGGAUGUUCUCCUCCAUAAUUCCCAUCUCCGUGGCCAUGUCCACCUUCGGGGGAAUCAAUGGGUACCUCUUCACCUCCUCCAGGCUCUGCUUCUCAGGGGCCAGGGAGGGGCAUCUUCCCAGUCUGCUGGCCAUGAUUCAUUUCAGGAGCUGCUCCCCCAUACCUGCCCUCCUGGUCUGUUGUGCAGCCACCAUUGUGAUCCUUUGCAUUGGAGAGACACACAACCUGAUCAACUAUGUAUCCUUCAUCAACUACCUCUCCUACGGGGUCACCGUGGCUGGUCUGCUUUACUACCGCUGGAAGAAGCCAAAGCUUCUGCGUCCCAUCAAGGUGAACCUGCUGGUGCCCCUGGGCUACCUGCUCUUCUGGGCAUUCCUGCUGGUGUUCAGCCUGUACUCAGAGCCGAUGGUCUGCGGUGUGGGCCUGCUCAUAAUGCUCACCGGCGUGCCGGUGUACUUCCUGGGCGUGCACUGGAAGGACAAGCCAGACUGUGUCUACAGCUUCAUCGAGGCAGUGACCUAUGUGGGACAGAAGCUCUGCUUCGUGGUCUUUCCGCAGAUGGACCCUGCCGAGGGGCCGCGCCCCGCAGAAUGGAUGUCCGAGAAAUCCGAGUUGUGAGCAUGGCGUUCACCCUCUGCUUAUCUAAUUCAUCUGCUCCGUCCCACUAAAGUCUGGUUCCACUGAAGAACCAGAGCCGGGAAACAACUGCUAGAGGCCACGUCGUUGUGUCAUUUUUGUUGGCAUGUUUUACCUAUUGUCAUUUUUUUACCCAUAAACAACAACAACAUAAUUCUGAUUAAAUUUCCUGAUUAAACUAAGGGAAUGUUACUUCAGAUACUGGCAAGAUAUCUCUGAAUUUAUCUAAGAAUUACUAUCUUACUUUGCUUUACAGGAAAAAU